AUGGGAGGAGAGAUACCCGCUUUGGCGAUUACUGACUCCCUAAUUCGAGCCGUUCCGGGAGCCAUUCAACUUGAAUCUUAUCAGCAAGAAACUUUCACUAAUUCUCAGUUAGACUUUGCCACUUAUACCCGUCCGGAAAUAUUUGAAGAUUUAAAAGUCCCUGCAGUAUUAUUAUCCGGUAAUCAUAAGAAAAUUGAAGAAUGGCGAACAAAAAACAGUCAGGAAAAAAACCAGCACAAAAAUAAUAUGAAUAUGAACAACUACCAAAAUAAUUACCAAUGUAAUAAUUGCCAAAAAGGCUUUGCUAAAUCAGAAAUUUAUCAAGUAGGGAAAGAAAAAAAUUUAUUUUGUCAAGAAUGUUGCCGAACUGUUAAAAACUGUAGUUGGUGCCAAAAAGAAGUGAAAGAAAAAGAAGGGUUUUGCCGAACUAAUGAUAAGGAAAACACCCCCGAAAAAUUAGCCGAAAGACAACAAGAGAAGGAGUUGUUAGAUAAAGGAUAUAAACGGUGUGAUUGGAACUUAAUACCUUUUGAAUCACUAAGAAUAGGCUGUAAUAAUUUAAUUCCUCCAUCGGAAAAAUAUUGUGAAAGUUGUCAAAGAAACGAAAAAGAAAGAGAAGAAAAUUUGAAAAAAAAACGAUUAGAAAAUCAAUCAGUCUGA
Molecule: messenger RNA, 660 nt
Organism: Funneliformis geosporum
Lineage: Eukaryota; Fungi; Glomeromycota; Glomeromycetes; Glomerales; Glomeraceae
Source: the annotation of a GenBank genome assembly